Aedes aegypti (yellow fever mosquito) is the source of this 1608-nucleotide messenger RNA. RefSeq lists its product as uncharacterized. The transcript has 3 exons. NCBI's taxonomy places the organism in Eukaryota, Metazoa, Arthropoda, Insecta, Diptera, Culicidae. Bases 111 to 1136 code for a protein of 341 amino acids. The record is from RefSeq and is a predicted model, not a curated record.
CGUGUCAAUUUCAAAACAAAACCACUGCGCGUGAAAACAAAUUUUACAUUUCGAAGCAUAUAUUCUAAACAUUUGAUGUUAAUUUGAAGAUUUCAUCAUUCGCAAAAGAUAUGACUGCAAACAAUUACUCGAUCGUGCAGACCAUCGAAAACGAAGAAGUGCUGCUCUCUGUUUUGCCGUCACGCUGGAUCCUGAAAAACGGCUGGAAGCAGGAAGAGCAAGGCGAUGGUCAAGAAGAUGGUUGUGAUCUUUGCUUCUGGCCAAAAGGAGUAUCUGGUUAUCGGCUACUGGAAAAAGCAAAAAAAGACCCGAAAAUUCCAGCGGAUAAUAUUGUGUUAAGGACAUACCGAUGCAAAAUCAAGCGCAAUAAUUUUGCUCUUUAUUCAGAGGCAUUCCGCGAGCUGAAACUUAUGGAAAUCCAAUCGGACACUGACGAACCGAAGAAAAAAUUGAGCAAAACAACGACAGCAGCGGAACUUUUCAAGCAAAUUCAAUCAAGCUCAGCAUCGCGUCCAGGAACUUCAUCCUCGCAUCCAUGUACGGGUUUUGAUCAAGGUGAUAACGACAUGGAAGACACUUCUGAUCUAGAUGAAUCGUUGUUGAAGACUUCUGGAAAACGCGAAGACCAUGCCAUGAAGAUACGUAGUAUGCCGAUAUCACAUUCACAGCCCCAGUAUAAGGAAACAAAAAGCAGUUCCGGACUAAGAACGCCUAUUCUUCAGAACGAACCACUUCAGCAGCCCAAUUUGCUCCAACUUGUACUAUUACUGCAUGAGAAAGUGGACAACAACACCAAGCAGAUCGAUAGCUGCGUAGAAAGCGUCAAGCAAUUGAAUAGCAGGAAUACGGCUUUGCUUUCUCAAAUAAACGCAAAACUAGAUGUUAUUGCGACCCAAACACUACAACCAGUUGUAACUGGACAACAUGAGAACCUCGAGGUAAGAAAGAUCCCACUAAUUCCGGUCAAAUGUCUGGCUGACAUGGAAUCCUUGGAAAAGAAGUCAAAAAAUGACCAAUUUGUACGAUCUGUUAUUCAGUACCUUGGAUCGAUACACGGAAAACAGCGAUAUGUUGGCGAAGGUUUGACUGUAUGCUUGCAAAUCAUAAAUUACUUUUUGAUCGUGAAUUUCUCGUGACAUGCUCAUGGAGUGGAAUAAGUCGUAAUAAGCACAACGAAAAUGUAAUUUCAAAAAUACCGUUUCACAAAUACGAAGGUAUUAUCGACAUGUUCCAUAAGGUUGUGCAAUUCUCCGAUUCCACGUUCUCGAAGAAGCAAUGUGAACAGUUUCUUCAUCGUUGCUUGAAAAAUGCGAAGCAACAUUUUGAGGAUAUUGAGGGCACCCGAGCUUCUGUUGCCAGAAAACGAACAAGGCCUAAGCAACAACAACAUGAGAUUGCUCCAGAACUUAUUGAUGAAGGUUCAGAUAUAAUUGUACAAGAAUUCGUUAUGGAACCAGAUCAUACAUUUUCGCCAAAUCAUUCGGAUCAAAACUAUAUCGACGAAAAUGUGGACGUCAUUUACGAUGGUUUUCUUCCCGCUAAAUGAAACACCGUGAGUUGCUAUUGUUAACCCUAUGUAUCUUUCUGAAUAAGAACUCCAAUAAAUAC